This is a messenger RNA of Boeremia exigua, 1005 nucleotides long. RefSeq lists its product as uncharacterized. Bases 62 to 922 code for a protein of 286 amino acids. The record is from RefSeq and is a predicted model, not a curated record. NCBI's taxonomy places the organism in Eukaryota, Fungi, Ascomycota, Dothideomycetes, Pleosporales, Didymellaceae. The transcript has 2 exons.
UUGGUUUUGUAUUCUCCAGUAGCAGCUUUGGCUUGAUCUUGACUUACCCAAGUAUCCCAACAUGGCAGCAAAUGAUAUUGAACAGUUCUUGAAAAACAAGACCUGGGUCGAUCAACCUGAGGUCUUGCCGUGGUACGUCAAAGACCUGGUCGAUCUUCCACCAAAUACCAGAGAGCUUUUCGAGACGUACAGUAAAGUGCCAUCAGAUGAAGUCGUCUCGCACAUCACACAGAUCAGGGAUAAGGCCUUCAAGAUCUUUCCGUACCCGUGUCUUGGACAUUGGGGGUUCCUCAACCUGAACAUCCAAACCUCGAACGCUUACAAGGAGGUCGUUCCGCGCAUUAAGGCUGGCGAACAGUACUUAGAUGUUGGCUGUUGUAUGGGUCAAGACAUACGGAAGCUGGUGUACGAUGGAGCACCCUCGGAAAACCUCUACGCAUCGGACGUGAAGGGCGAUUUUUGGGGCCUUGGCCAGGAGUUGUUUCUGGACGAGUCGUCCUUGAAAGCCACCUUCAUUGCGGCUGACAUCCUCGACGACAAGUCGCCUCUGCAGGAACUCACCGGCAAAUUCGACAUCAUCCAUGCAGCUUCGUUCUUCCAUCUCUUCGAUUGGGAUGGCCAAGUCAUAGCAGCCAAAAGGAUGGUUAGCUUGCUUAACCCUGCAUCAGACAGCCUCAUCCUCGGCCGUCAAGUUGGUCGUACAGAAGCGGGCGAAUUCACAGCCGGCGUCGAACGAGAUAAGAGGCGAUACUGGCACAACCUUGAAUCAUGGACCAAGCUGUGGGAUUUGGUUGGCGACGAGACUGGCACGAAAUGGAAAGUCGAGGCAGAAUUCGAUAACUCCCAGCGCAAUAGGAGCAGUCUGGCGGACUUCAUUCCCAAGGACUCUAGGUUCAUGAAGUUCACCAUCCGGAAAGCGUGAGCAUGAUGUAUAGAGUCGCGUGCGACUUGAUUGACUGCGAGUCAUAUUUUAGAUCAUAGACCGAAUCGCAUUUUUCGUUUAGA